Bombus terrestris (buff-tailed bumblebee) is the source of this 6624-nucleotide messenger RNA. RefSeq lists its product as uncharacterized. The record is from RefSeq and is a predicted model, not a curated record. The coding region runs from base 481 to 5892 and encodes 1803 amino acids. Lineage: Eukaryota; Metazoa; Arthropoda; Insecta; Hymenoptera; Apidae. The transcript has a single exon.
AUAUAUACUAUUUCGUAACGAAUAAAGUAUCCUGUGAGCAAAAGAUUGUGAACCGACUAAGAAGGCUUAUAAUAAAUUUUCUAAGACAAUAGAUCCUUCUUUUUGUCGCCUCCUAUUCCUCGAUUGACUAUCGAUAUCAAUUCCGAUUUUCAUCCCUUUCUUCAUUCACGUUCUUCGUGACAGCAAUCUUUUUUAGUCAUGUAUAAGGAAAAUUUUCAAGUAAAAAUUUACAAAAAACCUUCCACGUUCGUCGACUCAUUCUGAUUUGUUAAAGAUGAAUAUUCUUCGAAAUUUAUACUAAAAUUGGUCUUAUAUAAAGUAGUAUCAGGCAAGUUACUCGUCAUUCUCAAUUUUCAUGUCUUAAUUAUGUAUUGGUUAGGAAAAUUAUCGUAGAAAUUUUAACGAAUUACGAAUAUCUUUUUAAUAAUAGAAAGAGAAUUAUUUUAAUAAGUAUUCCGAUAAAAUAAACUCAGAAACAACAUGACGGACGCGGCAGCCGAGAAGAAGGCAGGGAUGAAGGGUGGACCGGGGACAUCCGGCGAGGGCGACGCUCUUCCAAAAAAGAAAAAGGCAGCACGCUUCGAUUUUGGCAGACGAUGGCAUAAAUUCCGUGUUUUGACGCCGAACUCUGCGAUCCUUCGUGGUUCUUACGCGAUGAACGAUCGCCACUUCAAAUACAGAAGUCGUGGUCGUCAAGCUGCUCCAGCAUCGAUCGUAGCUAUCGUCUAUGGCCGUUUAUUCGAGCCGAAAGAAUGGGUGAAAGAAUACGUAGACCAAGUGUUGGAAUACGGAGACAAAGUGUUCCGUACCAGCGUAAUGAGAAAUCACGUAAAAGAUAACGAAUAUAUGAAAGCCAGUCUUGUCCAUCCAGAAUUCUACAUUUCCAAUUACAAAGUCUUAGUCUGCGUAGAAGAGACAGGAAUUUAUGGAAACCUAUUGAGUGAAACUGUCGGUUGUCCAGACUUUGCGGAUGGAUUGCAAAAGUUCUUUCAGAAUAAUGACGCGGGAGUAAUCACAGCUCAAGGAACAUCUAUGGCCAUGUGGCGUCAUCCUGAAAUCGGUUUUCUAUUCUUUGAUCCAGCACCCUGUGACGAGGAAGGUGUUCACCAUCCAGAUGGUGUAGCCUGUGUCAUGAGAUUCAAAUGUCUGAACGAUAUUCGCGAUCAUUUUCUCAAGAGUAUGGACCAGAGAUACGAUUCCAGAUAUUGCAUCGACAAGGUGACUGUGUUAAAGGUCACCGAAGUAGGUCGUGGAUAUAUUGAUCGUUUACCAAGCAGUUUGUAUGUUGAUAGAAGCGUUUUAAGAACUAUCAAUCCUGUCGACAUCGAUGAGAAUAAAAUGGACUGCACCAAACCGGUACCAAAGGGACAGAAGAAGCAAGUCGUUGUAGCAGCUAAGAUUCAUAGAGAACCUUUACAAAUUACCAUUUCGAACUACAGUAUUGAUAAGCGUUUUGCAACAGAUCCUCUCGUAGAUCAAAAUAAAUUUGAUACUGGUUAUAGUUACGAGGACAUGCACGUGAACGUACCAUCGACGUUUAGGGAGCUUCCGGGUUCUAUGGCGAUUCUCCACGGGCUGACUCACGAGCACAGUGAGAUGUACAAAGGCAAAGGAGCUCAGAAUGUAGCAAACUGUGUUCUGGCUAUCGCCAUGAAGAAGGUUCACCCGGUAAAAACGUGGUUAAGGCCAAAGUUAGACGAAAUAUUGGCUUUGGGCGAUAUUUUAUACGCUGAGGUGAAGUCUGCCAAGCCAAUGAUGAAAAACAUGACUGCUCCUGAUUUGAACGAUAUCAAAAUCGAAUUAGAAGGGAGAAAGUUGGUUAUAGACGUAGAUUUGAUUACGGUCACUGGAACGAUCUCUUCCAAGAUACCAACUGUGUUGAAUCUGAAACAAGCUUUGGAAGAAUUCUUUCUGGUUAAUACAGAAGGAGUAAUUGAAUCUUCUUCCAUGUCCGUGGCGAUUUGGAGUCAAGAUGAUUGUUUCUAUAUGUUUGAUCCUCGCCAAUGUGAUGUGGUUGGAGUUAGGAUUCGAGAGGAAAAGGGUGGAAAAGGCGCCAAGGCUGAGAAUUCUCAAAGGAAAAAAGGAAACUGUUGUGUGAUAAGAUUCCCUACUACCGAUGCGUUGGCUGCUCUAUUCUUGAAAAAUUUGGAACAGGCGAAAAAAAACGAUCGUUUUACCAUCAGACAUAUUACAAUUCCAGAUGACGUUCCUGGAACCAGACCGUGGCACGAUUUCCAGCCGGGAACGCCAGGAGAAACGUGGGUUCUUCAGGGAACUAUAUCAAACGACAACGAAGAAUUUGAGGAUGAAAGUAGAGGAAUUCAGGGACUGGCUAUGCCAGUGAUAGCUUUAGUUGCUGCUAGGGAAACACCGCCCGCGAAAUGGACUAACGAGAUCGUUGACACCGUAGUUAGAGAAGGAGACGCUUAUUACAAUUGGUGUAAUCCGCUUAUGGAAGUUGGUGAAGAUGUUGAACGAUAUUUCUUCGUGCCAAAUUUGAAGAAGAAUCUGUACUUUAAAAAUAGAAAGGUAAAAAUUGAUGUGGAAGAAGGAACUGUUGUUGGAGACUUGACUUCACCAGCCGAUUCUGAUGUUCCAAAUUUGGUCUCAGCUUUAAAUCAAUUUUUCGAAGAGUACCAGUACGGAAUCAUUGACGUGAAGAAUAUGAGCGUGGCCGUGUGGAAAGUUGAAGAAGAAGUAAAAGAAAAGGACGAAAUGGUCCCACAGAACGUUUAUUACUGUUUCGAUCCUAAUCCUCGAAACAAGCAGGGUUUAUGGUUAAUCGAUGAAAUGGAAGAUGAAGAGAACGCAGCCUGUGUAAUUCGAACUUUGGAUCUAUCUGUUCUGGCGAGUAUAAUCGAAACGAAUGCCGGCCAGGAUUCAGAAACAAACAACGAAUUCGGCAUUCAUAAUAUGAAAGUCAUCUCUAUAGGUCAAGAAAUGACCGAAGAAGAAGUUGAAGCCGACAAACAGAUUCCAGUGAAGCCUGAUUUGAACAAUUAUUUCAACAUGGGUGACAACGGAGCUAUUUUACUAGGGAGUUUUAAUCAAGCUAACGAAGUAAUGUUUAAAAGACAAACUAGAGACAAACAGCAAGCUGGAAGUGCCUUGGCAACAUUAGGAAUGACCAAACUAUAUAAUCCUCAUUUAUGGUACAGAGAAGUGGUGGAUGAUAUUCUUAAAAUAGGUGAUAAGAUUACUACAGACAAUUUAGAGAAUCUUCCAGAAGGAGCAGAGGAGGAAGAGACUCCAAGAACUUAUCUUAUCCCUAGCGAAAUUAGCGAAGAUUUCGCUGUUGGAGUGAAUAGAAUAUACGUUAGCCUCGAAGAAGACACCGUUACUGGCAAGGUAACUGAUUUACAGUCGCAAUUGGAGACUUUCUUUGAAACGAACGCUAUGGGAAUAUUUAGGCAAGAUCACGUAAUAAUGCCUAUUUGGAGAGAAGGCGAAGUAUUCUUCACGAUGGAUCCUAAAGGAAGAGAUACUCGAGGAGAGCCUCGAGAAAGAGACGGCACUGCUGCUGUAAUGUGGUUCACUGACAUAGAGUCACUCGCUAACGCAAUUACAGCGGUUGCUACCGGUGAAGAUUUCACUUUGGACGUGGUCAGCCUGGAUAAUGCAUACGAGACACGCGUAGCUGAAGAAGAACGUCCAGCGAAGCCGACUUCAGGAGACAAUCCGUGGUAUCAUUUCCCCAAAAUGACAGAAGGCGUAUGGACCAUCGACGGCACAAUUGGUAUGGACGAUAUGAAGUUCGAGAGAGUCAAUCGAAAUAACCAAACUGCUGCCAUUGCUGUGAUGGCCAUUGUGUUUGCGAAAGUAUAUGAACCGAGAUACUGGACGCAAGCUGUGCUCGAUGAGGUUAUAGUGACUGGAGAUAAACUACACUCAAAAUGUGUAGAUAGACUUGGAGAGGGUACUAUUCCAAGGAUCAACGAUAUUAUGACAGAGUUCUUCCUUUCGUCUCGUCGAAUAAAUUUAAGCAUCAAAGACUGUGUCGAAGCUGGGAGUCUGACAGCCAAGCCACCUAAAGUUCAAGAUUUAAAGACUGGGAUAACUAACUUCUUCUCUAAGUACAAGUCAGGCGCGCUAACUAUCAGUCCAAAUAGAAAUAUUGCUCUUUGGAAAUUCAACAACGACUACUAUGCUUUGAUACCAGAUUGGACGACCACUUCAGGCGAGACAGCACUAGUGAGACCCAAAGUGUUACGUUUUACUAACAUUGCCACUCUUAUAGAGUAUCUUCAGAACUUCUUAGGAAGCGAAGGCGAUUAUGAAAUGAUUGCUAUCGACGUGGUCAAUUGGAACAAGCUUCCACCAUGGAAGUUCGACCCUAGUUCUGCUGUUCGUCCUUCGAAUCUGCCACCUUUGAACGCUUACAGAAGAGUUCGUGGCGAAGCUCGAGCAAUUUUAAGAGGAAGUUAUCAUCAGGGUGACGAGAUCUUCCCUGAACAAUUAAGAAACAAACAGGAAGCCGCGAAUUGCGUCGUUGCUCUAGGGAUGUCUGUAGUGAAGAACCCAGUCACUUGGACGAAGAAGACUAUGGAUGAAAUUUUAGCCAUGGGCAUCAACGUUCACAGAGAAACGAAAAAAGCAAAGCCAACGAUAAUUCGUGUGAAACCGAAAGACAUUAUCAGAGUGUUCUACGUAGGAGUUAAUAUUUUGACAGCCGAUAUAGAGUCAGGAACAGUGGCUGGAAUAGUCGCAAUUCCUCCGCCGGAUCCUGAGGACAAGAAGAAGAAGGGAAAGCGAACGAGGCGAGCUAGAACUAGAAAAACCAGGAGUAGAAGACCUCAAAGGGUUCGAGCUCCACCUCCACCACCGAUACUUCUCGAACAGGGUGUACCUCUGUUCUUUGAGAAAAAUCGUGCUGGAAUCGUGGUGACUGAUCGUGGAGCAGUGGCUAUUUGGAAAGAUAUGGGCGUCUACUUUAUGUAUGAUCCUCGUGCACGAAGCGAUCAGGGUCUCCAAGAUUUCUAUGGUACCUCGUGCGUCAUGUGGUUCGCUUGCUUAGAACCACUUUACGAGGUUUUAUUCGCUAACAUCGACGAACAAGAAAAGUAUGGUCAUUACGAGAUUUGUAGAGUUAUUAUCAAGACCGCCAUGAUCGAACCUUUACCAUGUCCAGCUGGUUUUAGACCAUAUUUCGACUGCACAGGCCCGCCAAUUCCAGUAAUUCCAAUGGUGGGAGCGAAGAAGAAUACUACAUUGGAUGUGGAGACAGUUACAGAAUAUAAUAUCGUAGAUGAGGAGCUUAGCGUUCUUCGUGGUACGUUGCACAUGCAUCAUAGAAUUUGGAGUACGGAUACAAGAGGCUUCCAAAGUACAGCAAUCGCUGCCGUGGCUAUUGUGGUUGGUCUGCUUCACGUGCCGUCUACGUGGACACCUGAAUUAAUCGACGCUAUUUUGAGAUACGGAGAUUUAUUACAUUCGGACAGUGUACGAGCCACACUUUCAGGGAACAGGAACUUAUCUCCCAGUGAAUUGUUGACUGUCUUCAUUGUUGGGGAUUUUAGAGCUACGAUACAUAUCCAUAAUCAUACUACAGCUGGAUUGCUCCAUACCUUUGAUUUGUCUGAGUCUUUGGCCAUGUUCUUCCGAUCGAAUUGUGCUGGGAUUCUUCAUACAAAUAAUAUGGCGGUCGCAGUGAUGCAGCAUUAUGGCAAGUUUUAUCUAUUUGAUCCUUGCGCCAGAGAUGAUCAGGGAAGGCCCAGUUUCGAUGGUGCGGCCUGUGUGAUGAAGUGUGAAAAUAUUAUGAACAUGGCCAAGGUGUUUGUAACUAAUUGCAACUUGAAGACACCGAACGUGUAUACUUUGAAUGCUGUGAAUGUGCUGAGCUUGUACUUUUUCUCAGACGCAAAGACUCAAUGUCCGCCCAAGUGUAUUCAAUGAUAAGAAUUACCUAUUUUUGUCCUGUUUUUGGUUUUAAAUGGUAAAUUCGUUUAGCUAUAUCGUAAUAAAAGUUCAGUCUGUUCUUCACAUUCAUGUUUGCAAUAUGUUUUGAAUAAAUUGGAUUGAUUAUUAAUCCUUUAUAUUCGUGAAAUAUUUUACUAAGUUCUCCUUUAUUUAUUAAUUCGAUAAUUUUAUAAAUUGAACACAUUUAUAAAAUUCAUAUUUAUGGUCAAAAAAAAAAGAAUAUCGUGUUAUCGUAGCUAACAAUGAUAAGGUAUUCUUUGAAGAAAAACAAGAAUUUUCGGAAGACUAGUACUUUUUAUUUAAUUUUCAUUCCAUUCUUUCCUUCUUCUUUCAUGGUUUUCCACCAACUGUCCAAUAAUAUAAUAGAAAACGAAGUUUUAUCGCAGUUCAAUGCGAGCAUCGGUCUAGAGAAACCGAUACGCCUUACUUAUCCUUGAAACUCCAAGAUAGAACCGGUAAUUUCUCUAGAAUCAUAUCAAAAUUGUAUCCCGUUACGUGUUAAACCGUUCUUUGUCCAAACAAUCAAUCAAGCCAUGCAAUGUCAUUUCAAAACCACUCUCGAUCAGAAACAUGAUUAGUAUGUAAUUACAUACUUGGAAACAUUUUCCCAAGUAAGACACUUGCGUCUUUAGCAACCACAUUGACUUGGACGCGAAGAACGGGCAAGCAAAGGUGAAAACAGACAAUAAAUCGACGCGGUCGACAACA